UAUAUAUAUAUAUAUAUAUAUGUAUAUAUGUGUGUGUGUGUGUGUGUAUAGUAUCUUCUUACAUAACUGUCCUGUCAGAAAUAGAUAAGAAUAAGCGUGGAAUUUGGAUCAUGUUGAAAAAUCUUUAUGGCUUCGGUGAAAAUGUUACAUCAUCCAUCUUUAUUUCAAGACUUUCGGUUUCUUUAACGGGGAAAUUAUCAAAGUUUAAAUGAUAAUAUGUAAUUUUUUUAACACGUCCCCCAUUCGCUGGACUUGCAGAGGACUGGGGCGGGGGGGGUCCUCUGACCCCUCCUGAGGAUCCGCUCAGAGACAGCUGAAUGUUUGGCAUAGCAACUGGUUUUCAGGCUGCUUCCUGCUUCUGCAGCUGCCUUCUGGCUGCAGUUUUAAAGCAACAGUGUUGUUGUAUUUAACGUAGGAAGUAAACCCGAAAAACAUGCUUUAAAUGUUGGGUUUAACUUCUCUGAGCGCUGUGGCCCCCGCUGAGUUCUCUGGGGGGGGGGGGGUUGUUGUUGUUGUUGAUGCUGCGAUGGGAAACAAUUACCCUCGUCUGUUCCCCUCUGCUCUCCGGGAAUAAUGAUUUGUUUGUCUGGUGCAAGUUGUGCCCUGGAGGAGCGUUCACGUGCGUGCGUGCGUGUGUGUGUGUGCGUGUGUGUGUGUGUGUGUGUGUGUGUGUGUGUGUGUGUGUGUGUUACCCUGGGUGGUUCCCUCCUUUCAUCAUGCUGUUUAUUCCCCACCCUCCACCACCAGGGGUGUGUGUGUGUGUGCUGACGUCUCCAGACUCCGGUGUACAGUACAGUCCCUCUCUCAGCUGCAGCCACUGUGUUGCGACACCGACUGUCAGAAACAGAUGAAGCUCGAUGUGUGUGGAGUGGGCGGUCUGGCUCUAUUAAUACCACCUAAUGAACAUAAUCUGCAGGGUCGGUUAUCCUCUUACAUUUGUUGGCUGAGGGGAGGAGUGGAGAGCGAGAGAAAGAGGAGGGAAAAAGAAAAGCUCUGUCCUGCUGUGUUUCUACAUCGAGUGUGUGUGUGUGUCUCUCUCUCUCUCUCUCUCUCUCUCUCUCUCUCUCUUUCCAGUAAAUGGAAGGAAUAGAAAGCUCAACAGAUGUUUAAAGUUUCGUUUCUCCCCCUGUGUAUUUUGUCAACACCUUCCUCUUCUCCGCCUCUUAACUCUCUGGAUGUGUUUGUACCAGAGCACACGGCCUGUUAACUCCACUGUGCAGGACAGUGUGUGUGUGUGUGUGUGUGUGUGUGUGUGUGUGUGUGUGAGAGAGAACACACACACACCGAGUACUUUAGGAUUAAAACACAAAGUUGCUGAGUUCGCACGGCGGGAGCUCCUCUCCAGUUAUGAACUCUCCACCAUCUUACUCAGGAGCCAGAAUAUCUGGCUGUUGGACUCUCAGAUCUGACGGCAGCGGAGGCGGCGAGGGCUCUCUGGACCGGCUCCUCCCCGCGGUCGGCACGGGGCUUUCCCCGAGGAAGAGGACCACCAGUCAGUGCAAGUCGGAGCCGCCUCUCCUGCGCACCUCCAAGAGAACCAUCUACACCGCCGGCCGGCCGCCCUGGUACAACGAGCACGGGGCGCAGUCCAAGGAGGCCUUCGUCAUCGGUCUGUGCGGCGGCAGCGCGUCGGGGAAGACGACGGUGGCCCGCAAAAUCAUCGAGGCCCUGGACGUGCCGUGGGUCGUGCUGCUCUCCAUGGACUCGUUCUACAAGGUGUGUGUGUGUGUGCGUGUGUGUGUGUGUGUGUGUGUGUGUGUGUGUGUGUGAGUGUGUGAGGCCGAC
Molecule: messenger RNA, 1785 nt
Organism: Cyclopterus lumpus (lumpfish)
Lineage: Eukaryota; Metazoa; Chordata; Actinopteri; Perciformes; Cyclopteridae
Product: uridine-cytidine kinase-like 1
Exons: 3
Coding region: 1348-1770 (140 amino acids)
Cellular component (GO): cytoplasm
Molecular function (GO): kinase activity; ATP binding
Source: RefSeq, a predicted model, not a curated record